Molecule: messenger RNA, 1887 nt
Organism: Chondrus crispus (carragheen)
Lineage: Eukaryota; Rhodophyta; Florideophyceae; Gigartinales; Gigartinaceae
Exons: 1
Coding region: 1-1887 (628 amino acids)
Source: RefSeq, a predicted model, not a curated record
AUGAACGUUUCUAUCGUUGAGACUGAGUUGUGGCCGUGUCUGGUGAGACUGUUAAACGACAAUGACGCGCGAAUUCAUGCUGCUUCCCUGCGAACUGUUUCGUACAUCGCUGCGGCGCACAGAGGCAAGAGCGGCAAGUCCACUCUGUUUAAGGAUCUGGUACCAUCCGUAUUUUCAAGAGAAUGCAAAAGGAUAAGAAGUGACGCAGCCUUGGACCAACGCAAUGUGGACGAUGAUAAAGGACUAGUCCUUGAAAUUAGUUCUGAGAUUUUUGGAGAGUUGCUCUAUAGCUCCCAUGAGCAUUUCCUGGAUGACGCAGGAAGGCGAGAGGCCUACAAGGCAUUCAUGGCAAUGGCUACGAGCAAUGGCCCAGUCGUUCGUAAGUAUUGUGCUUAUAAUAUUCCCGCUGUCUCUUUGUGCCUCAGCGGAAAGUACGCAAUUGAACUCUCUGCGUUGGUGGAAUUUCUUGCCAGAGAUAGCGACGAUGAAACAAGGUGGAUGCUGGCAGCAGGCAUUCACCAAACUGUGAAGCUUUUAGCCCGAAACACAACGAUGACGAAGUUAUUUGAAGCGGUGCAUUCUCUUUUGAAAGAUUCAACGAGUAUUGUGAGAUUGAAAACCAUCGAACAUUUUCAAGAGCUCAUCGCAGAACUGUCCAAACACAGUGGAUACAGCUCGGCGCAAAAAUUGACGCCAUUGUUUGAGAAUCUUCAUUUGCUUGCGGACGGCAACUGGCGGACUCAAGAGCUUCUGGCGAAACAGCUAACUCUUGCUGUUCCUCUUGUCCCCCCACCGUCUUUAAAAAUGGAUGUUUUACCACUUCUGUACCGAAUGACGGAAGAGGGCUCCUAUCUGGUGCGAAAGGCAGCCAUGGCUGCUGUUGCUACCUGCAUUCGGUAUAUUCCCGACAUCACCACUCGUGAUACAGUGAUGGAAGAAUUUAGACAAGACUGGGGAAGGGCUUCUGUUUUCUGGAUGAGAGUAGCAUUUAUUGAUGCCGCAGUUGUUGCGGUUGGAAUAUACAGCCGGUGUCUGUUUCGGGACACAUUCGGAUUAGAGGUUCUUCGACUUUCUAACGACCUGGUUGCAAACGUUAGACUCCGCAUUGCAUUUCUUCUCCCAAGAAUAGCAUCGGCGUGCAUCCUUAUGGAGGGUUUUCAUCUAGCUUUGGAAAAUUUGAAAAAGGACGAAGAUCCAGAUGUCAGGAAUGCCCUUGUGAAUGUUGACUGCGAAAUAAGGCAGGCAAUGGAAAGAAGAAACGCAAUUUUUGAGGAAGAUAUGAAACUUGAAGAAGAAGAACAGGAACUCCAUUCCCAGCAUUUGCAGAGACAGCUAUCAUUCCAAAGAAAGAAAAAUGCUGAGAAACGACGACCUUCUGUCUUCCUCGGAAAGGCCGCCAAGGGUAUCCAAGCAAGCACCUCACGCGCCUUGGAACGCGAUCUCGAUGAAUCGGGAGAAGAUACACAACGGCCGGGACAACCAGGCAGAUCAUUCAAAAAAUCGGAGAGCUCACCACGAGGAAUGAAAAUGUGCGAUUCUCGCUCUCCAUCUUCCAGGCCGUCCGAGGCUACUGUAAAAUCAGAAAAGAAGAAGAACAGGCUAACACCUCGUAAAAUUGGGCCUGCAAGUUCGUUCGAAUCGGGUGCAGGAUUUAGCUUACGUCCUCCACGUUCUCCACGUUCUUCCAAUGAGAAUUAUUCUUCAAACGAGAAGGCAGGACAGAAGAAGUCUAAGGCUACAUCACCAAAGAAACUCGGGGCAUCAAUAUAUGGAGAGGGCGGUGGGAGGAUUGGGUCGCGGUCUUUCAAGGGACUUGUGCCACUACUAUCCCCUAGAGCAUCUUCAUUACCGAACAGAAAAAGCAAGUCGAGAACGUCGACGUCCUGA